Hevea brasiliensis (rubber tree) is the source of this 2119-nucleotide messenger RNA. Its product is annotated as F-box only protein 13. Bases 688 to 1923 code for a protein of 411 amino acids. The record is from RefSeq and is a predicted model, not a curated record. The transcript is spliced from 2 exons. Lineage: Eukaryota; Viridiplantae; Streptophyta; Magnoliopsida; Malpighiales; Euphorbiaceae. Gene Ontology annotation, molecular function: protein binding.
GCAGUUGCAUACGCUAAACCCAAAGGCAGGCACAGAGAGAAGAAGAGAUUCCUCAACGAGGAGGAAAAGAAAAGAAAGGAAACAGAGAGAAGCGUUGAUGACGAAUUGCUUUUCUUUCUUUCUUUUGCUUUGGAAGGGUCAGCACCCAGCAGAAACCCAACCCUUUGACAUGGAAAUAUGAGAUUACUUAUCUUUCUUUCCUUUGCUUUUCUUUUACUCUAUCAGUGGCUAUGUCUUUCAUGUGUUUUCGCUUUCUUUUAUGGUUAAAGUGUGUACCCACAUGUGCAACCUUUCCUAACUUGCCUCACUUUGCCUAGUUAGACUUUGUUUGGAUCUCAUCUAACCCUCAAGUUCAACCAGUCUAGUGUGACUUGGCUAGUUCACUCUUCCUUCUCUCUAUAGUGUCAACGCCAAGGCAGCCAAUUUGUAAUAACAAAAAGGGAGAGCUAGCUAACACAGGAAGCUUCCUACUCCCCUUCCCCUACUUAGCCCUGUUCUGCUUUUGCUCUUUUUGUUGGAUUUGUCGUUGUGCCUUCUCUUUAAAUUCCAAAGAUAGAAGACCCACCCCACCACUCCACUACUAAUCCUGCUGCUUGUUACUGUUUCAGUAUCAGUGUCACUCGCUGUCUUAAUUCUCUCAACUCCUCCAUUCAGGUCGCACCAGUUGGCAUUUUCAAGUUCUAAUCCAUGGAGCACCAUGAUUCCUGGUCUUCAGUUCCAAGUCGGAAGAGGAAGUUGCAAGAAGAAGAUGAGCGCAUGCUUAGCUUCUGCAUCGAUGAGCUCAAUCAAGACCUUCUUGAAAGGGUUCUUUCCUGGCUUCCAACCUCCACAUUUUUUCGCCUUAGGUCAGUUUGCAAGAGAUGGAAAUCAGUAGCAGAUUCUGCAAGUUUCAAGUUUGCCUGCUCUGAGAUUCCUUCAAGAGAUCCAUGGUUUUUUAUGGUCAAUCCCCAGCUUAACAAAUGGACCAUCUUUGACUCUGCUGAAAGAAGUUGGAAGAAACUCAAUCAUCCACCUCUCUUCCAGCAAAGUUCUACCUCCAACUCAAUGCCUGUGGCAGCUUCUGGUGGCUUAGUCUGCUUACGCAAUGAAACAGGUGACUUAAUUGUAUGCAAUCCCGUCACAGGAUCCUGCCGCAAACUCCCUCCGGCCAAUCAAGCCAUUGAAAAUCUAUCUCUCCAUGCCAUUGCAAUAAGAACAUGUUUUAAAAGACAGCAGUCUUACAAACUUGUUUUGGUCUCUGGUGAACUACCAACCUUAUCAUGCAAAAUCUAUAAUUCAAGUACCAAUUGUUGGGAAGAGGAGAUUUUAUUGAAAAGAAAGGUUGUUGAGUCUCAGGAAUUCGACUCAAAUGAUGAAAAUGCUGUGUAUUUCCUUAGCAAGGCCGGAAAUGUUGUGGCAACAGACAUGCAAAGAAGCCCAUCUAAGCAGUACUCAUCAAUUAUGACCGUUAAAGAUGGAGAGGAAAUUGCUUAUUUCCUUAGCUCCUCUGGUACGAUUGUAGCUUGCAAUCUGACCCACAAGUGCUUCUUUGAGUACCCCAGGCUAUUGCCAGUCUUUUAUGAAUACUCCAUUGAUGUGGUGGAAUGUGGAGGAGAAAUGCUAGUUGUUUUGCUAUCAGAAUUCUUUGGAAGUGCAAGCCUUAGGGUCUGGAGGUUUGAUGGGGUUAUUCGAUCCUGGCACCAGAUUGCAGUAAUGCCUCCGGCAAUGUCUCAAGAGUUUUAUGGGAAGAAUGUGGACAUAAACUGUGUUGGAGCUGGUGACCAGAUAUUUAUCUGCUUAAACUCUUCUGAGUUCUUCAGCUAUAUUUUGUGUGAUUUGAGGACCAAUGAUUGGGUCGAAUUGCCUAAGUGCUUCAGGAACGGCGAAGCUGUGGAGUUCAUGUCUGCCUUCUCAUUCGAGCCAAGGAUUGAGGCUUCCGUCUGAAAACAAGAUUAUUUUGCAGAUGAGAUUGUAAUUGCUAUUUGUGAAUUUUUCUUUUCUUUUCUUCCAUCUCGUUGUUUGCUUUCUCUGUUGUAUUUUUCUUAUAUUCUUUUAUGGUUGAUUAUUUUGGCAAAUUAGCCAGUAGACGUUGGCUUGAAGUUGACUAUGGAAAUUUGACAUUUGACAGAUUUAUUGAUGA